AUGCAGUCGUCUCUCAUUCUGUUGGCUGUCGCCAGCCUGGCAAAUGCCGGAAACGUUUAUAGAAGAGAGAGCUCAACUUGGGCUGACUGGUCUUCGACUACCACCACGACCUCGACCACCACGACCACGACUCCCUCGUCAACUGUCGCCCCUACCACGUGGAAUGACUGGACCAGCACAACGACGUCAACGACGACAACGACUACUCCUUCGUCAACUGUCGCCCCCACCUCGUGGAAUGACUGGACCAGCACCACCACGACUACAACUCCCUCGUCGACUGUCGCCCCUACCACGUGGAACGACUGGACCAGCACCACCACGACUACGACGACAAAGACUGUCGCCCCUACUACGUGGAAUGACUGGACCAGCACCACCACGACUACGACGAAGUCCGUCGCACCCACCACGUGGAAUGACUGGACCAGCACCACGACCACAAAGUCCGUCGCUCCCACUACGUGGAAUGACUGGACGAGCACAACGACGACAAAGUCCGUCGCACCCACCACGUGGAAUGACUGGACCAGCACCACGACCACAAAGUCCGUCGCUCCCACUACGUGGAAUGACUGGACCAGCACCACGACCACAAAGUCUGUCGCACCCACCUCCCACUGGAAUGACUGGACUAGCGCAACGACGACUACCCCUGUUCCCGUCCAGCCUACGACCUCUCAUUGGCAAGAUUGGACUAGCACAACGACGACUACUCCGGUUCCCGUCCAGCCUACGACCUCUCAUUGGCAAGAUUGGACUAGCACAACGACGACUACUCCGGUUCCCGCCCAGCCUACGACCUCUCAUUGGCAAGAUUGGACUAGCACAACGACGACUACUCCGGUUCCCGUUCAGCCCACGACCUCUCAGUGGCAAGAUUGGACUCCUGCACCUGCCCCGGCCCCUGUCGAGAGUACUCCAUCGCCCGUUACCAGCUGGGCUGAGUGGUCAACUCCUUCGGCGCCUGAGUUUAGCACCUGGGCCACUAUCGCUGUGAGCAGCAGCACAUAUGCUCCGCCUCCUGCGCCAGUCGUCAGCAGCAGCGUCUGGACAAGCGUCGCUCCGGUCGCUAGCACUACUGCCCCUGCUCCGGUAGCGACGUACACCGGCGCUGCUAGCAGCAACAACAAGCCUGCCGUGGCGCUCCUUGCCGGUAUUGUUGGCUUGGUCGCCCUGGCAUAA
Fonsecaea nubica is the source of this 1185-nucleotide messenger RNA. RefSeq lists its product as hypothetical. NCBI's taxonomy places the organism in Eukaryota, Fungi, Ascomycota, Eurotiomycetes, Chaetothyriales, Herpotrichiellaceae. Bases 1 to 1185 code for a protein of 394 amino acids. The transcript has a single exon. The record is from RefSeq and is a predicted model, not a curated record.